Molecule: messenger RNA, 2792 nt
Organism: Bombus huntii
Lineage: Eukaryota; Metazoa; Arthropoda; Insecta; Hymenoptera; Apidae
Product: synergin gamma-like
Exons: 6
Coding region: 1-2193 (730 amino acids)
Cellular component (GO): clathrin coat of trans-Golgi network vesicle
Molecular function (GO): protein binding
Source: RefSeq, a predicted model, not a curated record
AUGAACAAGACUCACAUGGAUAAAAGACUGAAUCAAUUGCCAACUUGGCUGUGGACUAAUUCCACUACUUUACCACCAAUCUAUAAGAUGGUAUGGGAAGCGGUGAGAGAGGACAAACUCAGAACCAAUGGAAUGCAAACCGAGCUAUUGGUCGAUACAAACAAAGUCUUUCCUUUAUUGCUCACUAGUCAGCUUCCUACAGAAGUCCUUGGACACAUAUGGAAUUUGGCAAAUCAAAAGUAUGCUGGACAACUCACAGAGCAAGAAUUAUAUAUUGUUCUUGCUCUUGUUGCUGCAGCACAGGCUUCUUACACGUUCAAUAGCCUAGAUAUAUUACAUCUACUUCCAUUUCCACCUACUCCUUAUUUGAACAUUGAAUGUUUAAUGAAUCUACAGCCUGUAACUCAGUUAAAUUCUGCAGCUAAGUUUCAAAACCUUCAAGAAAGUUCUGAAAUCGGGUUUAUUAGCUCUGAUGAAAGAUAUUCCUUGGAAGUUAAGGGAAAAAUGAAAUUGCAUCAACAAGGAGUCAUAUCUUCAGACUUAAAUGUGCAAAUGACGAACAAUGUACCUGGAAAAAUUUCAUGUUUUGAUAAUAAGUCUUAUGUCUCUUCUACUACCAUAUGGGAUUCAAAUAAUGUAUCAAAGGAUAUGAAGCAAACUUCCCGCCCUCAAUUAGAUUCUAAACAUCAACCAACAGCAGAUCUGUGUGAUGACUUUUCUGAAUUUCAAAGUGCUCCAAUUCCUAACAUUCCUAGUAUUCCAAUUUGGGAUACAAAACAGGGCUCAGCCAUUGGAAGUAGACUUGCAAAUCAUAAUUUAGGUAUUAAAAAACCAAUGGAGAAGUCAAAGAAGAAUAAUAUAAAUGCUAAAUCUGCUCAUGGCACUACUCAAACACGUAUUACAUCUUUACCAUUAACUACAAUGUCUCAGAGUAAAGAUCAAUCAACAUUGGAUUGUUUAUCAGAAUUAUUUCCUAAGUGUGCAAUAAAAAAUCAAUCUAAAACAGUAAUUCUUAAGGAUACAGUGAUAAGAAAUAAUGAUCCGCCCAAGGACCAUAGUGAGAAUGUAAAAGAUUAUACAAGUACAGAAAUUAUAAAUUUACCUAAUGACAAAGAUGUGUUGAAUAAAUUAGAAUGGAUGGAUAAGGUUUCAUCAACAACAAUGGAAUCCACUCAACAGGAUCUUAUGAAUCUACAACUUGUUGAAGAUAAAUAUAGUGCCUUGCGUGCAUUGGUUCAAGAAACAACUGUGUCAACUGAACCAGAGGCAAACGCAAGUUACAGCAAUCAAUCAACUGAUGAAUUUGGAGAAUUUGUGUCUGCAGAACAACCUGCUAGUAAUACUCCUGCCACAAAUGCUUUAGAUACUGACAGUUUUGCCGAUAUUUUUACAGAUUUUGAGUUUAAAUCUACUAACAAUAAUAAUGCAAACGCAGCAGAUUUUAAUCUUAUGCCAGAUAUUUCUGAAUCAUUUGACAAUCUUAAGCUUGAGGAUAAUGUAGAAGAACGCUCCUUAGAGAUAGGGAAAGCUCUUCAGAAGGAAGAUGCCAUAUCAAUUAAUAGUAUAGAAUUCAUGAAUGGUGCAUCAAAUGCAUUAACUCGAUCAGGAUCUGUGCCUAGUUUAGAUCUUAAGUCUUUCUUACCGUCAAAUACUGAAGAUGAGCAAAUAGUAGAUACUACACAUCAGUCAGAAUAUUGGGAAUGGAAGCAAUACAUGGAGAGCUGUGUAUUAUUAUUACAAGUAGCUGCAAAUAUAUUUACAAACAUUAGUUCAGAACUUGUAUUACAUGAAGUUUUAAAUUCAGUACAAGGAUACAACUUUCUAUGCAAUUUAGCCGAAGUCGCAGCUGUUUGUAGACGGGUUAAUUUUUCAUAUAAGGAAAUGGAUAUCAAUAUAAUAGGUUUUGAUGAGCUAUUAAUGGAUAUUGAUCGAAUUUGGGCAGAAAUGGAACCAUUUUAUGCAAACAUACCAAUUGUUACGGAAUUACCAGCUUGGCCUUUACAUCAAGGUGAAGCCAUUUGUUGUUCACUUUGUUUAACAGUUAUUACUAGUGGCAGGGUAGUUUAUAAUGAAAAUAAUUAUCACGUUACUUGUGCUAAUCUAUGGCUUAAUUGUGUAAACAAUAAUUUGCCCGUGAUGCGGCAUCCAGUCUGUUCUCAUUUGAAUAUGUGUCCAGGUAACAAUCAUAUUUGAUAUUGAUCUGUAUUAGAAAGAAAAAAACAGAAACUUAAAUUCGUAAAUUUUUAAUGUACACACAUUAACUUAUUACAUGAGAAUUUGUAGAAAAUCAGAGCAAACUAACUUUGUAUUUAGCUAUAAUAAUUAGAAAAUCAAAUAUUACCAUUUUUUAAAAUUUAUCGAAUAACACGAACAUGAUUUGAAAAAGUGAUGUGGAACGUGUUUAUGAUAAGAGAAAAUGGAUUCCACACAAGUUGUAUAUAUUCUUUAAAUUCAAAUGUUUUCAAGAUAUUACUAACUAGUCUGUUUAAAAAUCUGUACAGAUAUUGAGAGAUUUAGAGGAAAUAUUAAUAUAUUGUAAUCUUUUGGAAUUAGAGAAAAUGUAAAGAGUUGCGAGCAAAUCUUGCAAAAAUCUUAAUUAUAGUCAAAAAGGUUGAAGGAAUUAGAAGAGAAUUCUUGGAACCUGAACAAAAGUUCAUAUCAAUCAAAUCAAUAUAAUAUUUUCAUGAAAAUCUUAUAAAAUUCUUAGUGCAAAUACUAGAUAAAUAAUUACAAUAUUCUAAUAAAUAAUAUUACAAGAAAAUAUGGUAGUAAUAAUACAAACUUUGAAAUUA